AUGCGCCUUGACGACCCCGAAGGGGUCGUCGACAAGUCCGAGGCGGAGAAGCUGCGCGGGACGGUGCCGGCGCUGCUGUCUGACGCGCGGGCUUGGCAUGAAGCGGCUGGCUCGCCUGGGUCGCUGGGCAAAGACCUUCGCCGCGCGGUGCGGGCCGCGACCUUGGGAUACCUCGCCGAGAUGGCCGGCCUGGCGAUGUGGGUCCUUGGCAAGAAGCGGCCAGCACGCGGCCGCUUCAGAGUCAACUUCGUCGAGGACCUGCUGAUGCGCCUCGCGCUCUCGGGCCUUUGCGUGGCUGACGUGCGGCUCGAGGUCGACCGCCUGGUGACGGCGUCGGAUGCUUCGGAGGCUGCAGGCGCCGUGGUCUACAGCGCGGCCCUCACCGGCCGCGGCUGCGCGCUGGCGGCGAGGCGCCAGCGGCCUGCCGACGCUGCUGCCGAGGAGGAGACCGCCUUGAUCACCGUCUUCGACGGGAUCGGCGGUGGUCGCAGGGCCUUCGAGAUCCUCGGCUUGGCCCCCGCGGUUCACCUGUCGUUCGAGGUGGACCCCCAGGCGGCGCGCGCUGCGCUGCGCUGCCGCAUCACGCACGCGUUGGUCAUCGGCGGUUUCCCCUGCCACGUGUGCGCGAGCCUCAACGUGGACCGCCGGGGCUCGUCGGACCCUCGAGUCUCCCUCGUCGAUUGCAUGGUCGAGCUCAUCGGGGGUUUGCGGGCGGCCAUGCCUGAGGCGACGGUUGACUUCCUGUGCCAGAACGUUGCUUCGAUGGCUGAGUCCGACGUUAUCCACCUCAACCGGCUCUUCGAGCGCGUCCAUCUGGAGAUCGAGGCCGGUGGCGUCGGCUGGGUCAAGCGGCCCCGCUUGUACUGGGCAUCUUGGGACCUCCUGCCGUCGUACGAGGCCGAGGCUAUCAUGGUGGUGGCCAAGGACUCGUCAGCGCGCCGCGCGUGCCGCGUGGCGCUGAAAGCUGCGCGGCCGCCGCUGGAGGAGCGGCUGCCGGCUGGCGCGAGCUGCCCUGGCGCUGCCGAGGGUGAGCCGCUGCCGACCUUCGUCCGCUGGACGCUGCGCUCGCAGCCGCGCCCUAGGCCUGCGGGCAUCGGCGAGUGCUCAGCUGCGGAGCUGGUGCGCUGGGAGGAGGCGGGCUUCGCGGCCCCGCCUUAUCAGUUUCGUGGCAAGUGGUGCACUCACUGGCCUGAUGGGCGGAUCACGCCCCCCGAUGCGGGCGCGCGCGAGAAGCUGAUGGGCUUCGCCGAGGGUCGCACGGCCCCCUGCAUGACGAGCAGCGAGGCGAAGGCCGACCCUAGGAAGUACGAGGCCUUGCGCCGCUCCUUGCUCGG
Molecule: messenger RNA, 1334 nt
Organism: Prorocentrum cordatum
Lineage: Eukaryota; Dinophyceae; Prorocentrales; Prorocentraceae
Source: the annotation of a GenBank genome assembly